This is a messenger RNA of Scleropages formosus (Asian bonytongue), 809 nucleotides long. RefSeq names its product endothelin-2. Gene Ontology annotation, biological process: intracellular calcium ion homeostasis; vein smooth muscle contraction; regulation of vasoconstriction. Bases 49 to 519 code for a protein of 156 amino acids. The transcript has 4 exons. The record is from RefSeq and is a predicted model, not a curated record. Gene Ontology annotation, molecular function: endothelin B receptor binding; hormone activity. NCBI's taxonomy places the organism in Eukaryota, Metazoa, Chordata, Actinopteri, Osteoglossiformes, Osteoglossidae. Gene Ontology annotation, cellular component: extracellular region.
GGAUACACUGCCGCUGCUGUCCUGCUCCCGCUCUCCUCCGUGUCCAGCAUGGACCUCACAACCUUCUACUUCCUCACGACCGCACUGGCUCUAAUCCUGGAACAAGAAGCCUACGCCGCCUCCAUCUCCGCUCCGAUUCCUGGUGCAGAGAGGGAGCCAAAGGUGCAGCCCCCACCUGCCCCUCGGCGUCGGAUGAAGCGAUGCUCCUGCGAGAACCUCAAAGACAUUGAAUGUGUCUACUUCUGCCACAUAGGCAUAGUGUGGGUGAACACACCCGGACAGGUGGUGCCGUACGGAGUGGGGUCGCUUCCUGUACGACUGAGAAGGUCCUCGGGUCGGUGUGUCUGCACGGGCGAUGCCGAUGAUGACACCGAGUGCCUUUAUUUCUGCUCAGCAGAGCAUCGGAGCACAGGGCCAGCGGCAGCGAGGGGAGCGAACGCCAGCGAGCCGAGAGAACGGCGCAGCGCUGGGCACGUGGGGAGGAAAAACAGGCCCCACAUGGCAGCGUCCAAGACGUGAGAGCGGCUGGAGGAGAAGGAAGCCCUCGUGAGGGUCGCUGCAGAACACGCCCGUACAGCCGAGGUUCACGUCCUCUACGUAUUUACGAGCGUGAUAGUCGGCCGUACGUUACGUUUUGUCAUUAUUUGUGAAAUGAUCAGAAAUUUUUAUUUACAAGACACAAGUGGAAUCGGGGAAGGAGUGAGGGACUGAGGAGGGACCGAGCUCGUGUUUUUAACUGGGCAACAUUUUCCGAAUGGCUUUUCAUAUUGCAUUUCAAAAUUUUAAUUUCACUUGGGCUUCAGGUGCUA